Molecule: messenger RNA, 3896 nt
Organism: Toxotes jaculatrix (banded archerfish)
Lineage: Eukaryota; Metazoa; Chordata; Actinopteri; Toxotidae
Gene: il13ra2
Product: interleukin 13 receptor, alpha 2
Exons: 10
Coding region: 327-1340 (337 amino acids)
Biological process (GO): cytokine-mediated signaling pathway
Cellular component (GO): membrane; external side of plasma membrane
Molecular function (GO): cytokine receptor activity; protein binding
Source: RefSeq, a predicted model, not a curated record
AACUAUCACUACCACACCCUACUUGCAAUUUUAACUUGACACCAAAACACGUCUGCGUUUACGGGACAGUUACUCACCGAUUCCCCUCACUUUGGGUUUCCUGAUUACUUAGAAUCCAAACAUUACUGGGAAGGAAAAAAAAAAAAAAAACCCAAAAAGAAUUCGUUCUUGGGUCAAUCCUCCCACUUAAGUCUCCUCAACUUUGCCUGAACCUGCUACAGAAGGAAAACGCUCCCUCUCACGUUCAGGACCACACAGGGAAAAGUCAUUCGGGAAGUAUUUUGGACACCCUUGAGUCUCGGAUAGAAACGCGUACAUAUACACUGAUGGCAAGUAAAUCUGCGGUGACUCAUCAAGCUGCGUUGAUGCUGCUUUUAAUGACCUGGAGGGGAAGCAUACAUUGCGAUGGAUAUACAGUGGAUCCUCCUGAGAACCUUGUGAUAUUAGACCCUGGACAUCUUGGACACCUUGAGAUUACAUGGAGUCCCCCAGCCAGCAUGAUCAACAUGACAGAGUGUCCCAAACGUUACCAGCUGGAGUACUUCAACACCUACAAGGACAGUUGGACUGCCGUCAGGACGUCUAAGAGGUCAUACCGUGCCCAGUUUGAUCUGAUGAAAGACGUCAGAGUGAGAGUGUACACGCUGCUGAGCGGACCCUGCACCAACGGCACUAUGGUCGAGAGUACAAACUACACUGAACUGGUUCAGAAGCCUCCCAGCACAGGUGUUGUGGGUGCCACGGUCAAGGACUUUGUCUGUGUGUUCCAUAACAUGGAGAACAUGGAGUGCACAUGGGAAAGAAGCCCAAAGAUGCCAGCCAACUCACAGCAAAAGCUGUAUUUCUGGCACAAGAAACUGGAACGAGCGGAGGAAUGCCCAAAAUACAUAUUUUCAGGCGGAUUCAGGAGCGGCUGCAACUUCACAGAGAACGCUCUCCCUCUUUUCACUGAUAUCAACUUCUGCAUAAAUGGCUCCUCUUCUGAAGGGCUGCUGAAACCAAUGUUCACCUCCCUGCAGAUGCAAAACCAAGUGAAGCCUGGAACCACAGAGAAGCUGCAUCUGCAAGCAGGUCCAGACGCGCAGCUGGAAGUACACUGGGAGCUUCCUGUUGGGAUGGACUCUGGACGCUGCCUAGAAUGGGAGGUGCAACAGGAGGGAUCUGAUGGAAAAACUGCAUCGAUUUUAACCAAAGAGAUGAAACUGACCCUGCCCCUCAUUCACGACCAUGAGAGAAACUGCUUCAGGGUCCGGUCCAAAUUGCACAAGUAUUGUGCAGACCGAAGCUUUUGGAGCGAGUGGAGUCAUCCAACCUGCUACCCAGUUCGUGGAUCAAUGUAAGAGUUAAACAUAAAUGACACAAACAGAAGACCAAAUAAUACAUUAAACUGUGUUAGCAUCACAAAGUCAGAAAGUACGUCAAAUAAACUUGAAAUUAUUAGAGACAAACAAAUGCAACUAGCAUACCUUGUUGCCAUCUCGACUCUCACAUUUCCAUUUUAACUUACUCUCCCUCUUCAUCCUCAUCGUUUCUCUCCCCGUGCUCUGUGUUACCGUCUCUGCAGCAUUUACUGUUUUUUAUACGAUUAGUUUCUGUUUGUUAUAUGCGUAGUGUCCUUUCAAAAUAAAAGUACGUGUUCACAAGAACAACGUAAUAAAUACAUUACAAACACAAAUUUUACACGUGUGAACCACUCUGCAUUGAUGUCGUUUACACUACCACCAAAUUAAAUGUUUUACAUGUAGGUUCAUUUAAAACACAAGUAAUUUGCUUAUGUGAAAUUACUUUUUACUGAACACUGUUUACACAUCACACUCUUACCUUCCCCUUAUGUUUAAGAGGCCUCUCCAAGGGCCACUAACUUGAUGUUCUACCACAGAUGCUUUGCUUACGCAUUCACCUUUUUUGUUCAGACUUUUAUCUCCUAGAAAUAUCUUGACUCUCCUUACAAGUCCAUCUUUGUCUGAUACAGCCUCUCUUCCAAGUCUCCACACAGAUCUUGAUUGCAUUUCAUCUGUGUCCAUCAGUAUGUCACCUACAUGAAAGUUUCCCUUGGGCAUGUGCCAAGGUUGUUAGACCGUGAUGCUAAUGGAAUACGCUUUCCUGCAGUGGCUCCAAAACGGCUCUGCCAUUGUUCACACAAGGCCUCUCUGACAAAUUUGCCUGGGACAGAUAGUGCAGUGCAGAGGUUGCCCAGGUUGUCUGCUGUAAGAGGGCAGCUAUUGCCUCAUACGGUAAAGUCCUUGGGGACAUUCCCUUGACUCUAUCAGGACCGAUCUGUCCUUCCCACACUCCACCAGCAUGGCUUGCAUGAGGUGUGUUCAAGACAAAAUAAAUGUGUUUUUCUACAAGGACAAUUGCCAGUCUAUCAGCAUCAACUUUACACUGCUUGAAGUUCAUUUUUGGCCUUGAAGUUCAUUUUUGGCACCUACAAAAUCAGUACCAGGAAAAAAAUCAAUGCAGACUGUUGAUGAAAACAUCAGUCGACAGCUCAUCUAACAUCUCAACAUGAGUCGCACGAGAACUAAAGCAUGUAAACAAAAAUCCAUGUCUUUUGUGUUCUAUUCAUUCUUGUUUAGUCAGAAAUAUGCCCAGGUGUUUAACCAUUUCAAGGCAUUGUGCAGUUAUCAGUUUUGUGAUAACAUGUACUCUGGGGAUGACUAUUGUGAGCUUCAGUGAGCUACAAAGGGCUGAAUGACGUAGUCUUCCUCCCACCUUGAGCAGAGCAUCUCUGUCUAAAAAGACAUCAAGAUGAUAUAGCUUAUUGUUACUUGGUAGCAGAUUCCCUCUGCUUUGUGUCUUUUGCAUUUAAUCUGUCUUUUAGGAGUAGCCAUGAGAGAUGUAUUUUUUUUCCCAUGGGUGCUUGGGACCCAUGAGCCAACUGGAUGACAGCAGUUCCACUGUCAGUUCUAGCCUCAGAGUAGCGGUGACCUUUGUGGGAGACACACAAGACUUACGCAUGAUAAAAACUCAGUGAACGUCUCCAUCCUUCUUCUUAAGUCUCAGAUAAGAACACUGUCCAUAUCUAGUAGUGCUUGCACCUGAUGCAGUUCCCUUUUCACCACUUUUCCUAAGUUGGCAGGCACUUAACAUCUGUCUGUAUUCUCUCAACACUGAUGAGAUCUUGUCUCUAAUGCUACAAAUGAAUUGGGCACCAAACGGAUAUGCAAGGCUGUUCUCUUUGGCUAUAUCUGUGUGCCUACAUCUCCAUUUUUCCACCAUAAGAAGCAGAGGUAUUUGCAAUCAUUCUCUUGGACUUGAAACAGACAAAGCAUUUUUUUCUAUGUCACACACCAAAGCUAUUGAACGCUGUUGAGUGCGUACAAAAGACAUCUAUUAUAUUGGAUUGUUCAUAUACACUGUACAUUUUUUUAGCGUUUUUUCUGUUGGCAUUUUGGUAUGCUCAGAAUGGCGAGGUUCGUCUACAGUGCUCUAGACACUAUAGAUCGGCCAACUUUUUUGCCUUACCUUUGAAUGUUUCCUUUAUAUCCUGUCUUUUGUUUUCACUUGUGUUUUGGAGUAAGUCUAUAAAUUUCUUUAGUAGAACAGCAAUUUGUUCAUUAAUAUCCUUAAGGCUCACAGAUGAAGCUUGUGUUCCCUCCAUCAUCAGUGUGGCCUUCUCUAUUCCUUUAUUUAGUCUCAGUUUCCAGACUACAUUCUGCCACUUGCUGUUUUCACCUUGAGACCAUACCUUGGUGCCACUCUCGACUGGAGCAAUUAAACUGAAUACUCAAUAUUAAAGGUCUGUGUUGGAUUGGGAUCUGGGCCAAAAAAACUUGACUGGGACAUUUAAAUUCAUGAGAGAUUUGUAUUUAAUCAUUCCUAAAUGAUCCAUUCAAAGUGUGUUUCCAAUGAGUUAAGGAAUUACAAACUAAGCUGCAAAGCAACAUUUUUGU